Geosmithia morbida is the source of this 6276-nucleotide messenger RNA. RefSeq names its product RalA-binding protein 1. Gene Ontology annotation, cellular component: cytoplasm. Gene Ontology annotation, biological process: regulation of DNA-templated transcription; signal transduction; regulation of GTPase activity. Bases 1 to 6276 code for a protein of 2091 amino acids. Lineage: Eukaryota; Fungi; Ascomycota; Sordariomycetes; Hypocreales; Bionectriaceae. The record is from RefSeq and is a predicted model, not a curated record. The transcript is spliced from 2 exons. Gene Ontology annotation, molecular function: DNA-binding transcription factor activity, RNA polymerase II-specific; zinc ion binding.
AUGUCUGGCACGUCGGCCGUUGUCCAAGACGCACAACAACAACUGCCUCGGAAUGCGUCCAUCGACUCAGCAAUCUCGGCUAUAUCCACCAAAGCACCUGCCCGGGAUGGCGCAACGCAAUCGAAUAGUGGCGGCGGCAGCAGCGGUGGCGCCCAAGGCGAGACCGAUAUCGCCGUUCUCGUAGCCAAGGCCGGCAGCCCCGAAGCUCUCAUCCACAGCCUUCUCAAGGAGAAGAAGUCACAACACCAACAAAACACCCAGCUUUGGCGCUUAGUCGACAAGCAGAGGGCCAUGAUUCUCGGCCUCAACAAGGAUUUGGAGAGGGCCCUCAAGGACAAGGAAAAGUACAGGACCAAACUCAAGGACAUGAUGGCCAACCCGGCCGUCUCUAAAGCCGCAGGACUUGUGCCCGGCUCUCGGGACGCCCAGUCCGACCGUACUAUCCCUACCAUCCCCGCUCUCGACAUCGAGCGUGCCACCGAUAGGGCCGCACUAGGCCCCGAAUCACCCAACUCAGACUCAGACGGCCAGAGGAGCUCGCCAAUCGACACCGUGCUAGCUCCCUACCCCAUCACGCCGCCCCUGGAUCAGUCCGCCAAUGCCGGUGGCGCCACCCAGCCUAUGCCGAAACUGCCGCAUGAUCCGGCCUUUACUGACCAGACCCGCAAGGAUAUUAAGGCCGAUGAGCAACAACAGCUGCGCGACCUGCACUUCCGAACCUCGUUACCGCCAUCACGUGGCCUGCCGCCCGACCCCCCCAAGGUCCCGCCGCCCAUGCCGCCUACGCGACUCGCGCCCAGCCCGUCCGCUCCCAACUUGUCCAUGCCUGGUGUUGCCGCCAACGAAGGUCUCGCCGUUUUCCCUGCUCCUCCUCGAAAGGGCCCUCCGGCGCCUCUCCAGCUCAGGUCGGAGCACCGUGACUCUGUCCAAGACGAGGAGACCGACUCGGAGCUCGAUGAGAUACUCGAUGUUGACAAUCUGGGGGAUGACCGUGGUCGGCGGAGAACCAGGGCCCAGGAUGAACAAGAUCGCGAGGCCCGGAGCCAAUCCAAGAAGAGCAGCGACAACAUUGGCAACGUGCCCCCGCAGACGACGUCCGCGAAACCUCCUCCCCUCUCUUCUGAGGCGCUGCAGCAGCUCGAGGCCGGAUCUGGAACCGUGGCCGGAUCCGCCUCGCUCGAUACCAUGCUCCAGGCACCUAGCACUAAUGCCGUCCCUUCUGGAAACGCCAUGCCCAUGAGCCCCGGGUUGCCCAUGAGCCCCCGACCCACCACCGCCACGUCCAGGGGAGGAGGUCCGCUCCGUUCCCCUCCCCCUCUAUCCCCGGCCGGCGGCUUCCCGGCAGCACCAUUGUCGCCCCGACCUGCUCGCCAACCGAUCCCGAUGCCCGCCAAUACCCCUUUCGGCUCUACACACCCAACCCAAGCCCCUCCGCCGCCGGCCAUUGUCGAGCAGUUAGCACCCGAGGACGCUCCGUCGUACUCAGCAGCGACGGGCAAUAGGGGCCGGGGCGUACGGAACCCUACGGAGCCGGAGCACGCCAGCCCAACGGAGCGCACCCGCAUCUACAAGGGACUCAUGACCGAUGAGUACCCCGACCUGCUGCUGGCCCCUAAUGCACUGCCGUCGAUUGCCAUCCAGGUAGCGUCGUCACGCAUGAAGCCGUCGCGUGCCAGCCUCAUCUCCCUUACGCAGUUGGAGGAGGACCCCGUCUUCACCCUCGCUGUCAUCUCGCGAGUCGAUGGCGGCGAGUUCUGGCGUGUCGAGAAGGACUUGGCGUCGCUCAGCAAGCUUGACAGCCGCCUGAGGCAGUGUGCCGCCUUUACCGCCCAGACACCCGACCGCACCCUCUUCUCCGGACACGCACCCGCCAAGGUCGACGCUCGCCGCGUUGUGCUUGAUCAGUACAUGGACGAGGUGGUCAACACGCCACUCGACCUGGCCACGGCCGUCGAGCUGUGCAAGUACCUUUCCACAAACACCCUGCCCCCCAAUGCCGACGAGACGGGUGCCUCAGCCGGUGGAGGCACUGAAGGUAGCGCCCACAUGAUUGGGCCGGACGGCCGUCCUAUUCGCAGCGGCUACCUCACUAAGAGGGGCAAGAACUUUGGCGGAUGGAAGUCGAGGUUCUUCCUCCUCGACGGUCCUCUGCUCAAGUACUACGAGACGCCCGGCGGCGCCCACCUGGGAACCAUCAAGCUCCAAAGUGCCCAAAUCGGCAAACAGUCCCAGAACAGCGAGAACCACUCGCCAACCAACUCUUCCAACCCCAGCAGUGAGGACAUGGAGAGUCAGUAUCGCCACGCCUUCCUCGUUCUCGAGCCCAAGAAGAAGGAUAUGAACACCCACGUCAAGCACGUCUUGUGUGCCGAGAGCGACAGGGAGCGCGACCUCUGGGUUGACGCGCUCCUGCAGUGGAUCGACUGGCGCGAUCCUGCUGAUGAGCCGAACACAUCCAAGUCUGGCGGUAGCGGCCAGCAGAAGGGUUCCGUGCCGGCUUCUUCCUCUCGCCACGGUUCCAGCAACGCGAAGCUCAAGAAGGGAAGCGGUAGCGGUAGCGGCGGUCACAGCAGCGGCCACGGCAACGGCAGCGGACACGGCAGCGGACACGGCAGCGGCCACGGCAGCGGCCACGGCAGCACCAACAGUAGCAGCCAGCCGAGGAGCGGCCACAAGGUCUCUGACUCGGACACGCUAGUUGGUAUGAGGUACGGCUCUACACAGGCGGGUGAGGCGCCGCAAACUGCUACGGCAUCGUCACCGUUGUCGGCAAGCCGACCCAAGACUGCAGGUGGACCUGGUGAACAAAGCAGCCACAACUUUAGCCAUGAUAUCAUGAGCUCGCAGCCUAAGAUGAUAUCCGGACCCAAGGACCCGCAGCCCAUCUCGGACUUGGCUGCUUGGGGCAACAAGGCGGGCGGUGGCGGCGGCGGCGGUGCUGGUGGAGGAAGCAGCAGUGGCGGUCUCGCAGCGCCGACGCAUGAGGAGAAGAAGGCGCGCAAGCGUAGCUUCUUCGGCUUCGGCCCCAGGCAGCGUUCGAGCUCAGACGGCCCAGACUUUGGAGCUGCAGGCGAUCGGUCCGGGGCCACACCGCCACCUGGUGUCAUGGGGACGGCACAGCAGCGACAAGUGUUCGGAUCGCAGCUAGGCGAGGCCGUGCGGUUCAAUCCACCGUCAGACGUUAAUGUCCCGCUGCCGUCGGUGGUGUACCGAUGCAUCCAGUACCUGGACUCUAAGGACGCGGUGCUGGAGGAGGGCAUCUUCCGGCUCAGUGGUUCCAACGUGGUGAUUAAGCAGCUGCGCGAGCGGUUCAACACGGAAGGCGACAUCAACCUGGUGACAGAUGAACAGUACUACGACAUCCAUGCAGUGGCGUCGCUGCUGAAGCUGUACCUGCGAGAGCUGCCUACGACGAUACUGACGCGCGACCUUCACAUGGAGUUCCUGACGACGAUGGAGAUGCAGGACCGCGGUGAGAAGCUAGCGGCCCUCCGCGAGCUGGCAGCCCGUCUGCCGCUUCCCAACGCCACGCUGCUCAAGUACCUCAUCUCUUUCCUCAUCAAGAUCAUCAACCACGCCGACAUGAACAAGAUGACGGUGCGCAACGUGGGCAUCGUCUUCUCACCCACACUCAACAUUCCUGCUCCUGUCUUUGCCAUGUUCCUCCAGAACUACGAGGCCAUCUUUGCAGUUGCCCCUGAGGAGUACGAGCUCCCCAUCCUGGGCAACGGCCUGGACGCCUCCCACCCUCCUACUCCUUCCCCCGUGCCCACGCGCUCCGAUUCUGGAGGCGGCGGUCGGGAAAGCCCGCGGGACGCUAGCUUCAUGGGCGGCAGCGGCAGCAGCAGCAACGCACGACAUGACCGCCAACCGCCCCGCGUCGACUCCAUGCGCGAUUAUCAGCAGAGGUCAAACAUGACGCCCACCCCUCCCCUUGUCCAGCCGCAACGCCCCGCUUACGAGGCCACUCCGUACGGCGCACCUCCCCCUUCGUCUGGGCUACCUCCCAGCGACAGCGGAACCUUGGUGAGCAUGGACCCAUUGGCCUCCCACCAAAACGCCAACUCCGGACAUGCCGGGGACGAUGACGCCGCGAUAUCAGACGGAAUUGAAUCGGAAUUCGGCGAAGAGCACCGCGAACACCAGCACUACGAGCAAGACCAGCACCACGACGAGUGUCGCGAGCAGGGACAGCACUACGGCGAGCAGCAAGAGCAUGACAACCAUCAUGAAUCUCCAUCCAGCAGCAACCACCCAGUGGGGGCAUCGGGGAGAUCCCCAGCAGGGAAGAAACGCACCCGCGCAUGCGAGGCCUGUCGGUCCCUGAAAGUACGGUGUGACACCAACACUAAUGUGCAAGGCUCGGAGUUGGGCCCCUGCAGACGCUGCGAGAGAGCCGGCAGGGAGUGCGUCGUCUUGACGAAGCGGCGCAAGAGACAGAGGAAGACGGAUAGCAGGGUGUCUGAUUUGGAGAAGAAGAUUGAUGCCCUCGCUGCGAGCCUGCAGGCCAGAGGAGUUGUCACUGUUGCGCAGCAACAUCGAUCUCAGCAGCAGAAGCAGAAGGAGGAUGAGGAUGAGGAGGAUGAGGGACAAUCGCGGCAACAACAAGGCCAACAUCACCGUUUUAAUGGGGGGGCAGGAGGUGCAGAAGGGGAAAAAGGAGUAGAAGGACAGGUGAAUGUCGCACUGUCGGAAGCAGGGUUCGGCGGUGUCAAGAGGCGGGCCACCAGCCCCCUGCAGCGGGACAGCGACGCUCACACACUCCAUGUCGGCACAUCCCUGGACCGGGAAGAAGGCGACAUUGUUGACCGUGGUAUCAUAAGCAUGGACACGGCGACGCGGCUCUUCACGCGAUACACGAUGCAGAUGGCGCCGCUCCUGCCGGCGGUGGUGUUCCCGGCAUCGACGACGGCGUGGGACUUACGUCAGCAGCGGCCCGUGCUGUUCCUGUCCGUCAUGGCGGCGGGGGCGUCGGAGACGCCGCCGCUGCACAGCGCGCUGCAGCGGGAGCUCAUGUCCGUGCUGGCUCACAGGGUGUUCCUCACGGGCCAGCGGAGCAUGGAGAUGGUGCAGGCGCUGCUGGUGUCGGUGCUGUGGCACUACCCGCCCGAGCGGCUGCAGGAGGCCAAGAUCUACCAGCUGGUGCACGUGGCAGCUGUUGUGGCCAUCGACGUCGGCAUAGACAGGCGGGCGCCGCAGUCGGGCCGGGGCUCGCUCGACGGCGCGGGCACGUACUGUGGCUCCAUCGAGCCCACCACCCUCGAGACGCGCCGCACCUGGCUCGCCUGCUUCUAUCUGGCCUGCAGCACGGCCGUGUCGCUCCGCCGCACAAACUAUCUCCCCUGGACGCCCUUCAUGACCGAGUGCGUUGACGUGCUGCGCGGAUCGCCCGACGCCGCCCCCACAGACCGCACCCUGUGCCACCUCGUCCUGCAGCAGCGCAUGGCCGAGGACACGUCGCGCUGCCUCUCCCUCGACGACCCGGACAUGGCCGUCGACGUCAACGACCCCGCCAUCCAGGCCUCCAUGCGCACCCUAGAGAGGUGCCUGGACGCCAACUGGAGGGACGUCCAGGCCGACGCCGAGCCUGACGUCGAUUCCGGCGGCGAGGGAACCAUGGCCGUCACCCUCGCCAUAGGCCACAACUUCAUCAACCUCCUCAUGCACGAGGUCGUCCUGCACACACUGUCCCCCCCGCACCGAUCCAACCCCUUGACGACCCAUGAGAUGUCCUCCGUGUCCACCUGCCUCUCAUCCAUAGACCGCACCCUCUCGGCCUUUGGAAGGCUCGACGCCCCUCAAAUCAGGUGCCUGCCCACCUUUGUCCUGCUGCGCGUCGUCUUCUGCGCCGUCAUCCUUGUCAAACUGUACUUUGUAUCAUCCAAGCCCGCCUCCGUUCUGGGCGCUGUGCUCAACAAGGCCAAUCUGGCCGUCCAGCACCAUCUCGAUGCCCUCAUCGACCGCUUCCGGGAGGCCUGCGAUGAUAGUCAUAGCCGCCCCGCCGCCAAGUUCCUCGUCAUACUCUCCAUGCUGAGGGAGUGGUUCGUCAAGCAGGAGGAUGCCGAUGGGACCAUCCCUCCUCCUCACCCCCCCGGAGACUAUGCCUCCUCCUCCUCAUCACCCUACCAAUACUACUUUCACAUCGCCACCCCCACUGCAACAGCAACAGCAGCAACAACAACAACAACAACAACAACAACAACAUCAUCAUCAUCAUCAACAGCCGCCGUCCUCCCCCCCUCCUAUACAGAAUACACCGCUACAUGUCUUUUUUGA